CCUGGGGCCAUUUCCCCCUCCUCUUCCGCUUUCUCCCACCGCGAGGAGCUUCUCAGUACAGCUCCCCUGAGGCAGCCUCGUGGCGGGGGCAUCCCGGCGCGAGGACAGUCCCAUCCUCCGGAGCGGCGCGCGACCAUGUGGAGGCGACUCGCGCGCCCUCUCGGCGCGCUGCCAAAGGUUCCCGGAGAUCCUUUCUGUGCCAGAGUCCUCAGUGCUGGUCUGAAGAGCUACGUGCUUCCCCAGGAUUAUACCAGUGAGUGCUGGGCAUGGAGAAAUGCCAAGACGGAAGGGCAGCAGGUGCCCUGUGAUGUUGGACACAUUUGUCAACCUUCCUUGGAAAAGUGUUGGGGGAAGAUGUUGAGUGGGGGCUGGAGUGACAUCUCCAUCCCUGACAGACCCAAACUGAAGUUCAUGGACAAAGUUCCAAGUGUACCUAAAGUGAGGCGGGAAUUCAAAAACCUACGUGACAUCCGUGGCCCAUCCACUGAGGCCACUGAGUUCACCCAGGGACAGUAUGGCAUUUUGGCAUUGGGCGGUGGUUACCUUCAUUGGGGUCACUUUGAAAUGAUGCGCCUAACCAUCAAUCGUCACCUCGAUCCCAAGAUCAUGUUUGCCGUGUGGCGCAUCCCAGCCCCUUAUAAGCCCAUCACCCGCAAGAGCCUAGGCCAGCGCAUGGGCGGGGGCAAAGGUGCCAUCGACCACUAUGUGACAGCAGUGAAAUGUGGCCGCCUCAUUUUGGAAGUGGGUGGGCACUGUGAGUUCGGGGAGGUGGAGCACUUCCUCACACAGGUGGCCAAGAAGCUGCCGUUCCCAGCCAAGGCGGUCAGCUGCCAGUCUCUAGAGGAGAUGCGCCAGGCGGAAGAGGAGAGAAGACGCAAAAAUCAGAACCCAUGGACCUUUGAGCGUGUCAUCACCUCCAACAUGCUGGGGAGCCGCAAGGUGCUGAGCCCCUACGAUCUGUCACAGCAGGGGCGCUACUGGGGCAAGUUCUUUCUGAAAGACAGAGUGUAAUGACCAAGUAGGGGUAGGAGGGAAAAAUAUCAGGGACAGGUGCCUGGAAGGAGGAUCAAGGUUCCUUCCUCAGCAGCUGCGAGGCCCCUCUUGAAGUGGUAGGCUCUCUAGGGCAGGCAUUGCUGUGGAGAUCUGCCUCAGCUCUAAAGGUGGCUGAGUUGGGUGCAGUAAACAUGGAGGUGCAAGGGGCAGGUUGGGGUAACCAGUGAUCAUUUUGGAUUAAUAAAGCUUUCCUACAGUGG
This is a messenger RNA of Dermochelys coriacea (leatherback sea turtle), 1253 nucleotides long. RefSeq names its product mitochondrial ribosomal protein L16 (gene MRPL16). The transcript has 4 exons. Gene Ontology annotation, molecular function: rRNA binding; structural constituent of ribosome. Gene Ontology annotation, biological process: mitochondrial translation. Gene Ontology annotation, cellular component: ribosome; mitochondrial large ribosomal subunit. The coding region runs from base 136 to 1011 and encodes 291 amino acids. NCBI's taxonomy places the organism in Eukaryota, Metazoa, Chordata, Testudines, Dermochelyidae. The record is from RefSeq and is a predicted model, not a curated record.